This is a messenger RNA of Anarrhichthys ocellatus (wolf-eel), 3397 nucleotides long. Its product is annotated as transmembrane protein 100. NCBI's taxonomy places the organism in Eukaryota, Metazoa, Chordata, Actinopteri, Perciformes, Anarhichadidae. The transcript has a single exon. Bases 1582 to 1965 code for a protein of 127 amino acids. Gene Ontology annotation, biological process: cellular response to BMP stimulus. Gene Ontology annotation, cellular component: plasma membrane. The record is from RefSeq and is a predicted model, not a curated record.
GCCUUCUGUCCAAUAUAAUGGGAAUAUAUGGCACACGGCUAGUGGUGCUCAAUGUGUAUUUCUUUAUUUUGGGGUGAACAUCCCCUUUAAGUCAGCGUAGUCACCAGUUGUUAGGGUUCAUUAUUUGAUACACCCGCUAUUUAUUAGGUUAAAUUUCAGUUCAAAGCAGACAGUGUCUAAACUAAGGAGCAGUUUUCCUGUUCAUAUAUGGAGGCAAGUUAGGCAUUCAUAUGAAAAUAGAUGCCCCUUACGGAUGCAUAGAGAUGUUUUUUUAAACCCAUAAUUACAUCGUAUUGGUUGCUGAGUUGUUCCUCGUGUCUCUUUAGAUACUCAAGAUGCCAUGCACUACGGUUUUUAUAACUGCAAAGAUGACUUUUUAGACCUGCAGUGUGGUCAGAUAUUUUUUGUGACACACCUCUCAUGCAUAGCAAAGAGGCAUGUUGUGUCAUUCUAAUACAUUCCUCCUUAAAUACACUCAAAACCACCAUUCUCUGUUCUGAGAUUUGUAGGAAACAAUAUGCAUCCGAAAGCCAUUCAGCAACAAACUGCCAUAAUCAAUAUUAAGUUCACAGUUCAUUUUCAAAAAGCAUGGAAGGAAAAAAGUUGAAAAAUCCAGUAAUGCCUGAAGAUAAAAACAUAGCCACAUUUAUCCAUAGCUUUUCAGAUGUGGAGGAGGGAGAUUGUCUGGAUUGAUUUUCUCUUCGUGAAAGAGAGAGAUGGUGGGGGAUUAACUACUACUUGGUUACCUUCCAUGCAGUGUGUGUGGGUGGGAAAGCAAUGGGGGCUGCCUGUGUAUUUCUGUCACGUGUGGCCAGGCUCAUUAGUCUAUACACUUACAUUACAGAGGCAUUUGAUGUCCAGUGUGGGUGUUCAUAGGAUUUCUGUUUGCUGUUGGUGCAGUGGAAACACCAUCACUAUAUAACUGUCAUGUGGAGGUGGCUGUGAUUGAACAUUUGUGCUGUUGUGGUGCGAGGUGAGAUGGAAAAAGUAACUUUCCAAUCUGACAUUUUGUGGGAUUCCCCCCUUUUUUUUCUUUUCAUUUCCAGUCGGCAGUGAGCUUCCGUAUUCAUCGGAGGAGGCUUUUACAUGGCAGGAAAAGAAAAGAAAUGACUGCAAUUGAGAGUCAGUGAUUGGGAGAUGAAGAAAAGAUGGAACUCUUCUCCCCUCCCCUUCCUGUGCGAUGUCAAACCCUAUUCUCUCUGCUUCAAUGAUUGACGUCACACGAAAGGAGACCAAUCAGAGCUCUCAGACUUCCCUGUUUAUCUUGCCCAGCUCCUCCCCUUGCCAUGGUCCUUUAUAUAUCCCCCGCCACUACAGUCAGCAGAGUGUACAAUGUGCUGCCAGAGAGACAGCAAGAGAGGGAGGGAGAGAAGGGGAAAGUGUGAGUGGAUUUCAGCGCUGACUUAGAAGCCUUCAUCUUCAGUCAUCUCUCCGGUGUCUUAGAAAGCUCCUUCUCCUUUCUCUCUUUUUGUGCCUUUCUCUUUUUCUUUCUGCGUCUCCAGGCCAGAGCUGACUGCGAACGUGAUCCAAGAGGCCCACGCUGCAGCCUGGCUUCAGGAUCCCCCAGCUCACAACAUCAGGAUGGGCUGUACAACAGGCCACCUGGCUUGCCAACCCCAGACCAACACGGGACAGGAGGGUCAGUCCCUGGAGGCUGGCGGGGCCAAAGUCCCCGAGGUGCUGUCCUCUCUGGAGCGUCUGUCCCAGGCCACCGGUGGCAUGGAGAAGUCCUGGUACCGCUGCAUCUUUCCCUUCGGAAUCAUCUCUCUGGUGAUUGGCGUCGCGGGAACCGGGGUGACCUACACCUAUAAUGACCUGCCUCAGACGAAAGUGGUGUCGGUGGUUCUACUUGUCAUGGGUGUUUUGCUGUUGCUGACGGCCACUGCCUGUUGGAUUGUCCACAAGAAGAAGAGAAGGAAAAAGAAAGAGGGAGGCUCGUUCACCUCUGAGCAGUGUCCCCUGUGAAGCACAUGGGGAAAAACAGUGGUAGGAACUUGAAAGUAGAGACAUACCAACUGCUGGGAGCUCAAAGGUUGGCUAAAGAAGCCGCCACUUCACCUCCUCCCAGCGCCUAAUCCCCUCUAUUCUUUAUCACAGAGUUUCGGCUCAGCUCAUACCGGAGAGAACUUAAGCUGAGAAAUCAUAGAGAGUGGAAGUUUGGACCAUUUUGGAUUGACAAGGAGGGAUCACCGAUGCCUCACACGCUCUUUUAUCAUCAGACGGCAGGUGUCCAGUGUCAAAACAACCUCAGAGGAGACACACAAAUAUGCAUUGCACACUACAUGCAUAUUUACACACACGGAUACAUGGCCCUCGCAGUCCUCGCUCACAUAUGCACUAGCGGUCACAGUGGGAGCUCGCGCAGACACCUAACACGCUAUGCAGAGCUGCUGCCGGAUUCAAUGCUGGCGUCACUAGGCACGUCAGUCGCAGCAUUCCUCUUGCCAGGACAGGUGACUCUCCAAGAGGCCAGAAGUGGGCCAAAGACGGCAACCUGAUACCCGGGCCGAAAGAGCAGGGCACCCGCGUCAGUGGCCAGCGUCAUUCACUCGUCCUGUGACACCGCAGCAAUGUGUUGGGAGCUUUUUUUACGCAACGGGAGAGUGGAACUUGAGUCCAGCAGGAUCUUAGUGGCAUCUGUGUGAACGAUGAGCCGGAGAGAGGGCAGAGGACCUGCUGGGGAAGUGGAAGGUGUUUGUGUGUGCUCAAAUAAAGAUUCUGGUCAACUGAAAGUCUGUUGGACCUUUGGGCUUCACUACUGAGAAGCAAAAGAUUUUCACAUGUAGCCAUGUUCACGCCAAGCGAGAGGAACUUCUAGUCAAGCAACAUGCUCCGAAAGGCCUUUUGUAGCUUCAGCUUCACACUACAAAGGAGUGGGGCACUGACUUUCAAUGUGCGCACAUUUACGCCCAGCCUAGUUUCUUCGUGGGGCACCUCAAACCCACACAGGACAGGCCAGGAUUACUGAAGGACACUACCCGAGGGGACAUGCCACUGUAGGAACACUUUGACUGAUCCUGCUCCCCUAGGGCCCCUCCCUCUUGGUGCCUUGAGCAAGCACUCAUGGAAAAAGGCUCUGUCGCAUUCCGCUGUUUCCAUCUGAACCCCUGAGAAUUUCCCCCCUUGUUUACUCUCUCUCUCUCUCUCUCUCUCUCUCUCUCUCUCUCUCUCUCUCUCUCACUUUACCCCAACAGGACUCUCCUCAUUCAUCCCACAUGCCUUCCUCUAUCCUAAAUCCCCAGUUUCUGACUUGAUCCCCUCAUUUCCCCAUUGUUAUAUAGCCCAGCCACACACACUUAAAUGUAAGGCUCAUAGUACACAGACAUUUGUCUUUAUCACUCCUUGCCAAAGAAAAUUGGAUAGUUUUGCUCUCAAUGUGGGAAGUAUUGAAAAUAUG